ACCUCCUGUCGCCUCUCCUCUCGAGCGAUUGUCUGUCCGUCCCCUUUGUGCCUUGUUGAUUCUAUUCGUCUUCUUUCUCUCUCUCUCUCUUUCAUCUUACCCCUCCAACCUCACACAAACCGCCACAAUGUCUACUCCCAACGGCGUCGCCAAGGCGGACACCUUCCUCUUCACCUCCGAGUCCGUCGGUGAGGGUCACCCCGACAAGAUCGCCGAUCAGGUCUCCGAUGCCAUCCUCGAUGCCUGUCUCGCCGAGGACCCCCUCUCCAAGGUUGCUUGCGAGACGGCCACCAAGACCGGCAUGGUCAUGGUCUUUGGUGAGAUCAGCACCAACGCCAAGCUGGACUACCAGAAGAUUGUCCGCAACACCAUCAAGGACAUUGGCUAUGACGACUCCGAGAAGGGCUUCGACUACAAGACGCUCAACCUGCUGGUCGCCAUUGAGCAGCAGUCCCCUGAUAUCGCUCAGGGUCUCCACCUCGACCAGGCCCUCGAGAGCCUCGGCGCCGGUGACCAGGGUAUCAUGUUCGGCUAUGCCACCGACGAGACCCCCGAGCUCUUCCCCUUGACCCUGCAGCUUGCCCACAAGCUCAACGCUGCCAUGGCCGCUGCUCGCCGUGACGGCACCCUGCCCUGGCUGCGUCCCGACACCAAGACCCAGGUCACCGUCGAGUACAAGCACGACAACGGCGCCGUGGUCCCUCUCCGCGUCGACACCGUCGUCGUCUCUGCCCAGCACUCUCCCGACAUCACCACCGAGGAGCUCCGCAAGGAGAUCCUUGAGAAGAUCAUCAAGACCACCAUCCCCGCCAAGUACCUUGAUGACAAGACCAUCUACCACAUCCAGCCCUCUGGCCUCUUCAUCAUUGGUGGCCCCCAGGGUGACGCCGGUCUGACCGGCCGCAAGAUCAUCGUCGACACCUACGGUGGCUGGGGUGCUCACGGUGGUGGUGCCUUCUCCGGCAAGGACUUCUCCAAGGUCGACCGAUCCGCCGCCUACGUCGCCCGAUGGAUUGCCAAGUCCCUGGUCGCCGCCGGCCUUGCCCGCCGUGCCCUCGUCCAGCUCUCCUACGCCAUUGGUGUUGCUGAGCCCCUGUCCAUCUACGUCGACACCUACGGCACCUCGGACAAGACCUCUGACGAGCUCGUCAAGAUCAUCCGCGACAACUUUGACCUCCGUCCCGGUGUCAUUGUCCGCGAGCUGAACCUGACUCGCCCCAUCUACCUCCAGACUGCCAAGAACGGCCACUUCGGCACCAACCAGUCCUUCACCUGGGAGCAGCCCAAGCCGCUCAAGUUCUAAGCGGGCAGCUGCAACUUAAGGUACUGCACGCAGAGUAUUCAACAAUUCUCUGCAUCUUGAUUUAACGAAAUGACGUGUUUUUCUCUCAAAAAAAAAACAUGUCGGUUUUUCAUCAGGCACAUAUAAGGCGGCGUACGGUUCUCAACGAAACCUAAGGGCUUUCACCAUUCGGAUUCAUGGGAAAGCGAGGCGGUUUCC
This is a messenger RNA of Trichoderma reesei QM6a, 1501 nucleotides long. RefSeq lists its product as uncharacterized. NCBI's taxonomy places the organism in Eukaryota, Fungi, Ascomycota, Sordariomycetes, Hypocreales, Hypocreaceae. Gene Ontology annotation, biological process: S-adenosylmethionine biosynthetic process. Bases 128 to 1303 code for a protein of 391 amino acids. Gene Ontology annotation, molecular function: ATP binding; methionine adenosyltransferase activity. The record is from RefSeq and is a predicted model, not a curated record. Gene Ontology annotation, cellular component: cytosol. The transcript is spliced from 2 exons.